Messenger RNA from Pyricularia pennisetigena, 966 nucleotides. RefSeq lists its product as uncharacterized. The transcript has 3 exons. NCBI's taxonomy places the organism in Eukaryota, Fungi, Ascomycota, Sordariomycetes, Magnaporthales, Pyriculariaceae. Gene Ontology annotation, cellular component: membrane. Bases 1 to 966 code for a protein of 321 amino acids. The record is from RefSeq and is a predicted model, not a curated record. Gene Ontology annotation, molecular function: palmitoyl-(protein) hydrolase activity.
AUGACGAGCUCUUCCUCCUCGCCCCCACCUACAAGCUUCCUGGAGCAGACCGUCUCGGUCAUCUCCAGCGUGGCGGGCUACAUGCGGCUUCCGGCCAUGGCCUCGACCGGCGUUGCAGCCGUCCUGACGUCCCUGUUGUAUUUCAAGCAAAAAUCCUUGAUCUAUUCCUCGAACAUGCCGCCAAACUCGCGCACCCAAGUCUCACGGCCUAGUCAAUUCAACAUCAAAGAUUACGAAGAGCUCAUGAUCCCGACGCCAGACGGCGAGAAACUCUCGGCCUUUUACAUUCGCGGUUCCCGAAACGGACGCAACUCGAACGUCACCAUUAUCAUGUUCCACGGCAACGCAGGCAACAUUGGCCACCGGUUACCCAUCGCAAGACAUCUGGUGGAGCUCAUGGGCUGCAACGUGUUCAUGCUCGAAUACCGUGGCUAUGGCUUGUCAACCGGCACUGCGGACGAGUCAGGACUCAUGAUUGACGCUCAGACCGGACUGGACUACCUCAGGGAUCGCGCCGAGACGAGGAAACACCGGCUGGUGGUUUAUGGACAAAGCCUCGGCGGUUCCGUGGCCAUCCGGCUGGUGAGUAAGAAUCAGGCUGCGGGGGACAUCGUCGGCCUGAUUCUGGAGAAUACCUUCCUCAGCAUGCGCAAACUCAUCCCCUCCGUCAUCCCGCCAACCAAGUACUUUGCUUUUCUCUGCCACCAAGUUUGGCCUUCCGAUGCGACUAUACCCAAUAUCACCAAGGUGCCCAUCCUGUUCCUGAGCGGGCAGCAGGAUGAGAUUGUUCCCCCAUCUCACAUGCGCCAGCUCUAUGAGCUCUCUGCGGCUCCGAAUAAGAUAUGGAAACCAUUACCGAAUGGAGAUCACAACUCGAGUGUCUUGGAGGACGGGUAUUUUGACGCCAUCUCGGACUUUGUUGCCUCGGUUGCGUCAGAACCACCCCGCUUAAGUGAGAAGAUAUGA